Phaedon cochleariae (mustard beetle) is the source of this 1364-nucleotide messenger RNA. The record is from the annotation of a GenBank genome assembly. NCBI's taxonomy places the organism in Eukaryota, Metazoa, Arthropoda, Insecta, Coleoptera, Chrysomelidae.
CAUUACUGUCAACUGUCAUUCUGUUGUCCCUUGUUACGUAAACUGUCAAGGAAGAAUUGUAUUUUUACAAUUUUUCCUAUCAGCCUCGAGAAAAGCCAAAACUAAGGGCUUUUUAGUUGAUAAUCGUUAAAUAUCAGCUAGAACUGUUAUAUAGACACAUAUUAAAAGUUUGUGAAAGUUUAACAUAUAAUUAUUUAGGAACAACAUGGCUGCAACAGUCGGUCGAAUCUGUGGAGCUGGCUUAUUUAAAUCAAAUAGUUUGGCUACCGUGAACCAGAUUUCUUCAUAUUCUACAACAAGAGAAUGGACAAGGGGCAGAAAAGCAUUUUUAGGUAGUUUAGGAUUGCUAGCUGGAGGUGCUGGUGCCCUUAUGUACACCCUUGAUCAAUCUGUAAAGGCUACUGACCUAGAGUUGCAUCCUCCGAAAAAUAUGUGGAGCCACAAUGGUUUAUUCAGUUCCCUUGAUCAUGCCAGCGUGCGCAGGGGCUACGAAGUGUACAAGCAGGUGUGCGCCGCCUGCCACUCGCUGCGCUUCAUCGCGUUCCGAAACUUGGUGGGUGUGUCGCACACGGAGGAGGAGGCCAAAGCGGAGGCGGAGGACCAGAUGAUCGAGGACGGGCCCGACGACCAGGGCAACAUGUUCAAGCGGCCCGGCAAGCUGUCCGACUACUUCCCCAGCCCGUACCCGAACGAGGAGGCGGCGCGGGCGGCCAACAACGGGGCUUACCCGCCGGAUUUGAGUUACAUCACGUCGGCGCGACACGGAGGCGAGGACUACAUUUUCGCACUUUUGACCGGUUACUGCGACCCACCGGCUGGACUUGUCCUGCGCGAAGGCCAAUACUUCAACCCCUACUUCCCCGGAGGGGCCAUUUCCAUGGCGCAAGCGCUCUACAACGAAGCCAUGGAGUACACGGACGGCACUCCGCCCACUGCCAGCCAACUCGCUAAGGACGUUUCGACCUUCCUCAAGUGGACCGCCGAGCCGGAACACGACGACAGGAAGAGGAUGCUGAUCAAGGGCAUAGCUAUCUUCACUUUCCUCAUCGCUACCAGUUAUUACGUGAAGAAGUUGAAGUUUGCUUCGCUCAAAACGCGCAAGAUCGAGUUUAGGCCCAAGAAUAAUUGAUGAGCACGAAGGUUUUCGAGUCUAGCGUGACGAUUAUAGAUGAAUUCAGUUUAAGUGUAACUUAUAUUUGUAUAUAUGAUUAUUGAAAAAAAAAUUGUCCAUCUGUUGAAUUGGUAUGAUUGAUUUUACCUUGUCUAUAUUUAUUUUCCCAGCUAUUAUUAUACUUCCUAAGUCCGUUUAAUGUCACGUUGUUUCAAUACAAAAUGAAAAUCAAAAAAAAUUGUCCAUCUGUUGA